UCUACACACUACACACAAACGAAACUUGUCAACAUUGCCUCAGCUUUCGUUUCGACUGCUGGGCAAGACAGACAAGAGACCGUGCAAGAUGUUUGCUGUGUUUCUGGUUACAAGCAUUAUUUUGGCGACAUCGACGAUUUUAUUCAGUAUCUUUCAGUCAAUCCAAAAUGAUCCGUAUAUGGACGAAGUGUUUCACGUCCCCCAGGGACGUCACUAUUGUCACCACAACUUUACUCAUUGGGACCCAAUGAUCACUACAUUACCUGGACUGUACCUUUCCUCCGUUGUGAUCCUGAGUCCUUUGGCAUGGGUGAAGCAAGUGGAUUUGCUGUCAGUGUGCUCAACUCAGAAUCUCAGGGCCUGCAACAUACUUUUUAACCUGGGAAAUUUUCUGUUGCUCUACCAACUUUCAAGAAGACUUCAGGAUAGAAAGGACAGACACAAAAAGGUUCAGCAUUUGAUGAAUGCCUGCGUGCUGACCUUGUUCCCUGUGUUGUAUUUUUUCACCUGGUUCUACUACACCGAUCCUGGAUCAACCUUCUUCACCCUGCUCAUGUACUCUCUCUGCCUGGGACAAAAACACUUUCUGGCUGCCUUGAUUGGUUGCAUUGCUAUAGUAUUCAGGCAGACCAAUGUUAUAUGGGUACUGUUUUGCGUGGCCAUUGCUAAAAUUGAAGUACUGGAACAGUUUUUGAAGAGUAAGAAAUUAGUGAGGGAGAAUUUCCAUAGCUUAGAAGAUCUACAUGCUUUCAAACUGAUAGUGAAAGCUGUAUUUGAGAGCCCAUCAACAUGUUUAACGGUCAUAAAGGAUAUUAUUUGCAAAGUAUUUUGGUACUUAUGUGUGUUGCUAGCUUUCGCUGUGUUUGUGUACUUAAAUGAAGGAAUUGUUGUUGGAGACAGAAAGCAUCACCAAGCAGUCCUCAAUUUUCCACAGGUUUUUUAUUUUCUCGCUGCCUCAGCAGUAUUUUCCUUUGUACAUCUUAUUUCACCAAUGAAAAUAAAAAUUUUUCUCUGUGUGGUGCUUAAGAAUCCAGUAAAAUUCCUGCUGUUUACUUCGGUAAUGGUGUAUCUUGUCAGAACUUUCACUUAUGAGCACAAGUAUACCUUGAGCGACAACAGACAUUAUACGUUUUAUGUUUGGUCCUAUAUAUACAGACGGCAUGACAUGGUAAGAUAUGCUUUAAUCCCUGGGUACAUCUUCUGCCUGUAUCAGUUUUAUUCUUUGACAAUCCACAAAGGUUUGCUGUGGCGGGUCACCAUGAUCAUUUGUCUGUUGGCUGUCCUUGUGCCCCAAGCUCUGUUUGAAUUCCGCUACUACAUAGUUCCCUUUUAUAUCGUCAGGCUGAACAUGAGGCUUCCUUGCUCAAAGCUGCUGUUUGUUGAAUUGUUAUUUUACGUUUUGAUAAAUGCAUUCACAGUUUAUAUGUUUGUAAAAAGACCAUUUUUCUGGCCUAAUGAGGCAUCACCCCAGAGGUUUAUGUGGUGAAUAUCAAUAAAUUUAACAUGUCAUGAAACUA
Molecule: messenger RNA, 1517 nt
Organism: Aplysia californica (California sea hare)
Lineage: Eukaryota; Metazoa; Mollusca; Gastropoda; Aplysiida; Aplysiidae
Product: putative Dol-P-Glc:Glc(2)Man(9)GlcNAc(2)-PP-Dol alpha-1,2-glucosyltransferase
Exons: 3
Coding region: 89-1486 (465 amino acids)
Biological process (GO): dolichol-linked oligosaccharide biosynthetic process; protein N-linked glycosylation
Cellular component (GO): endoplasmic reticulum
Molecular function (GO): dolichyl pyrophosphate Glc2Man9GlcNAc2 alpha-1,2-glucosyltransferase activity
Source: RefSeq, a predicted model, not a curated record